UGAGCGAAUCUCUCUUAAGGUUCUCUCUCUGUCGCUCUCUCUCUUCUCUCCUCUCAACCCCACUAUUGCGAGGAGGUCCGUCAGAAUCGCCGAGACCGUCGACGGAUUGCCGGAUUUCCUCUCUCUGAUUGAUGAGAUUCGACGAAGGUUUUGCGGUCGCGACCAGGUGAUCCAUGCUAAGUAUUCUCCUGGAGGAACGCUGAUAUCUCUCUGUGGGUGCAAGCUUGAUGAUCGUGGAUGAAGAAGACGGAAAGAAGGAGGCCGAGAGAGGACCCAGGGGAGAACCAGAUCCGCAAGAGGAGUUGAUCUGCACUGAGUUCACAGCCAGGGAGGUCAUCGAAUUCCAGCAUGAAACCAGAAAUCUAAAGAGAUAUGGUUUGGAUUGUAGAUCACCGUUAGAGACGACGCACGGGGGGCGACGAGAUCGAUCGACGGGAACCAGUUUGUCAACCCUGAUAAUUUAAGUUUCUCCCCUAUGAAGGCUCUUGGCAGUUUGUAUGCUCAGACAAUUAAUUUUUCAGGGGAGAUUCAUGAGAGAUCGAUCACCUUCCCAACUCAGAUGUGCUCUGAUUCUCGGGGUUCUCUCAUAUCAUGAUUCUGUUCUUGAAGGUUUGUUUUUAUAUAUAUUCUAAUUCUCGGAUACACACAUCUUUGCAGAAACCAGAGUAACUUUGUGUAACAAGUUGCCAGUUUUGUGCUGUCCUGUAAGGAAUAUGAUACCCAUGUUUGAUGGUUUUUGUUGUCAUAUGAUUCAUCCUCCCUAUCUACCAUUGAUUUGUUCUCUCCAUCUCUGUCUCUGUUAAGCAUUUGUUUUGUCACUUUUGAAUAAAAUGGCAUCAAGGAGUUUACAAGAGUAUGACAACUGUAGUUUCUAGGCAAAAUCCACCUAAACCACUGGUUACCUGGAUGGCGAUCUGUGAUUCGCUGAUGGGCUUUCUCGCAGUGCUGAAUGAAGCUUCGGUGUUUCAAAAUACCAAUGAUCAUUUAUGUGUUUCUGCUCUUUUGUUUUUCUUAUUUUGCUCUUGAUUGUUCCAAUGCUUCUCUGCUAGAAAAUGGUG
Linum tenue is the source of this 1058-nucleotide messenger RNA. The record is from the annotation of a GenBank genome assembly. Lineage: Eukaryota; Viridiplantae; Streptophyta; Magnoliopsida; Malpighiales; Linaceae.